AUGAAGUUCCUCCUUGCAUCCCUUUUGAUCUCCCAAGCUGUUGCUUUCGCUCCUAUUGCCCAAGGCAACGUCAACACUGCCCUUCGUGCCGGUGACUACGAACCAAUGGAGGGCGAAGGCAAGAUGAAUAUGAAGAUUGACCUUGAUUCGAAGAAGGUCGUCAACAUGGAAGAACUUGCCGCUGGUGACAAGAAGGUUUACUGCCGUUGCUGGUUGUCUGGUACCUUCCCUCUUUGUGAUGGUACCCACGCCAAGCACAACGAUGCCACUGGUGAUAACGUUGGACCACUAAUUGUUUCCGGGCCCAAGAAAGAGUAA
Messenger RNA from Cylindrotheca closterium, 318 nucleotides. NCBI's taxonomy places the organism in Eukaryota, Bacillariophyta, Bacillariophyceae, Bacillariales, Bacillariaceae. The record is from the annotation of a GenBank genome assembly.